GUCCCUCAAUAAAUUAUAUUAUGAUUAAUUCCAAACAACCCCAAUGGACACUCCCUCCAUUAGGUAUCUUCUCCAUCUUCAAUUUCUCCCAUCAAAUUUUCCUCUCUAUAUACCUAUUAAAACCUCACUCUCCAUACAGUUUAAUCAGUUUAUUUUACCCAAACCCCAAGAAAAAAGAGGCAAAAAAAAAAAAAAAAAAAUGUCACUUCUGAAAAGUGAAAAAAUGACAAGACCAACAAGGUGGAGUCCAACUCCAGAACAACUUAUGUUCUUGGAAGAAAUGUAUAGGAAAGGUUUAAGGAACCCAAACGCUACACAAAUACAAAGUAUCACUGCCCAUUUGUCUUCUUUUGGGAAAAUUGAGGGGAAAAAUGUGUUUUAUUGGUUUCAGAACCACAAAGCUAGGGACAGGCAGAAGCUUAAGAAAAAACUCCUUGCCCAAAUGAACCAACAACAAAUUUUAGCUCAAUAUCCCAUUGAUGCUCAUAGAACUACUACUACUAAUAAUUCCUAUAACACAAACACAAAUGAGCUCUAUCACUGCCCUACUGAUCAGCACCCUCAAUAUUCUUCUUGUGGUGCUAAGCAAAUAUGCCCUUUUACAUCUACUGGACUUCUUCAAGAGCUUUUAAUCGUUCAGAGGCUCUACGCAAAGGGGAGGCAUUAGUUUGAUUGUUCGUGGCACCCACUCGGCAUUGAGGUAGGUUACGGUCUACUUUAGUUAGACUCUGAUUAGAGAAUCGUAUGUAGUUGUAGAAAGUGACGGGGAUAGCAUGAUAGGCCUUCGGGCAUGAAGUGGAGGUGAAUUCCAAUUAGGUUGGUUUUGUCAGCUGUUAUGUGGGCUUGUUGCCAAAUGUGUUAUUUUUGUGAUUAUCACUUGCUUGUAUCUUCGUCACAUACUAGUUCACUCAUCACAUGAAAAGGAAUGGUAAUAUUGAUAAUUGAACAGUGGACAGUAAUAUGACUUGUACUUGUUGAUUUAUAUUGGUGAUAUUGUUGAGACUGAUAUCAUGCAUGGCAUGCUUUCCAUAUUAUUGUUGUGAUGA
Molecule: messenger RNA, 1046 nt
Organism: Lycium barbarum (goji berry)
Lineage: Eukaryota; Viridiplantae; Streptophyta; Magnoliopsida; Solanales; Solanaceae
Product: WUSCHEL-related homeobox 3-like
Exons: 2
Coding region: 44-667 (207 amino acids)
Biological process (GO): plant organ development
Molecular function (GO): DNA-binding transcription factor activity; DNA binding
Source: RefSeq, a predicted model, not a curated record